This is a messenger RNA of Stereum hirsutum FP-91666 SS1, 912 nucleotides long. RefSeq lists its product as uncharacterized. The transcript is spliced from 3 exons. Gene Ontology annotation, cellular component: membrane. The record is from RefSeq and is a predicted model, not a curated record. Lineage: Eukaryota; Fungi; Basidiomycota; Agaricomycetes; Russulales; Stereaceae. Bases 91 to 843 code for a protein of 250 amino acids. Gene Ontology annotation, biological process: lipid homeostasis.
CCACAGUCCUCUACACGUCGCUGUCAAGCCAAGCUGAGGUCCUGCAGGAUAUUUAGUCAAAUCUGGGCAGUAGAGCCUUAAUCCAUAAUCAUGGCUGAUUCCAAUGCUAAGGACUAUCGUCCAGAACCAAAGCCAACUUCAUUUCGUAGCACAUUGGUGUCGUACUUGACACCCAUUGCGCAAGGCUCAGCUCCGUUCAUCUCGACCUUCUUGAUGAUCCACCUUGCAGCGCCCAUGGUAGCGAAUCUCGGCGGCUCGUCCCUCUCGUCUCAAGUAAUGCUCCUGGGUCGGGAGUAUUACCAAACCUCAUUCGGAGAGCGCUAUCUUGUCAUCCUCCCCAUCUGCGCCCACGCAGUCAGCGCCACACUCAAGCGCAUCAUUUCUCCCCGGCCUGUUCGUUCAAAGACGAGCAUUCUUUCUAUGACCGGCUACGCCAUCAUGACCUUCUACCUCCCCGUGCACUACUUCCUCCACCGUCUUGCUCCAUCUUCUCCUGCGCCACCUAUCAACGCCCUCUCGCCCUCUGAAUUAGACUACGAAUUCGUGAAGACCGCGUUGCGAGAAUGGCCAGUGAGGAACUGGGUAGGUUACGUCGGUCUCACGCUGGCUGUAGCCCUGCAUGCUUCCGAAGGUGCGCAUUUGAUGCUCAGGAAUCUGAUGACGGGGAUGAAGAAGCAGUGGAAGGGCUGGAGUAGAAAGACACACAGGACUGUGGCUUUGCUGGGUGUGCUGCCGGUGUUGACUGGGUUGGUUGUUAUUGCGAGGGAACCGGUCAUGGCUUUUGCGAUGAACGUGGAGAGGCAUAAGACGGUCUUUUUGCAGAGUCCUUUGUACAAGUAUUAGAUACUAGAAUCGCACUCCCAGACGAUCAAGCCAAGUUGGGGACCCAAUAUUGUGGAUCGUCCUCGUUGC